AUGCGCUUCUGGUGGCCGGGUUGGGAGCCUCGAGGGCGCUCUCUAUCUAGCGAAAGUGAGUGCUCCACGGACAGCCAUUCCAGUCUCGCCAGCGAUGCAUCUUUCUAUGACGCGUCGCCUGAUGACGAAACUGGAGUGGGACACGACGAAAUUCCCCCUCUCCCAGAUGACACGCAACUGGUCACUGGGGAAGAGACGGAGCAGUCUGAUUUAAGACUGUUCCCAGAAAGUUCGUCACCCUUCUUUGCGGAACGGGUGGGACGAAACUGCCUGGGAACGGUCGCCGUCGGACAAGGGGUAGGGGUACACACUGGUACCUCCAAUAAUUCCCUUCCGGGGCCCCAAAAUGGGCCCCGAGUGCGUCUACGCGCGCCAUCGCCUCGCGGUGAUGACGCGGAGUUAGGCGCCGCAACUUCGGGCACGGGUUUGGAUCCCGCAUCGCCCAGUGCCUACCAAGUUUCCGCGCGCACAGAGGUCUCUGUCGCGCGCGAGGUCCCCCGGUCUCCGGCCCCGAUUUUGGGUGCCAUCAUUGACCGGGAAGAGGCCCGGCGACCCCCCGUUGGUACCUCCGCAGGUACCUUCGACACUAUACUUGUUUUCAGCAUAGGGGUCGCCCUAUUCUCGAAACGCAUCAAGACAACGAUCAAGACUCCACGGGCCAAGAUGGCGCCGUCGGCCCGUCGGGGCCUCAAGAUGCCGCCGCCGCCUCCUCCCGCGCGCCGUUUGGCUUCCCCGGCUCUCGGACGCUCCCCCGCUGCCGUGGCCUCGCAGGAUGAAGAGGCGAUUGUUGGCAUACCCGGCAGGGCGGGCGUUACUCUGCCUGACCCGGUAUCGCCGACACGGACAACUGCAGAGCGACGGCUCCCGGCGCAAGCAUGCGGCCCCGGGUACCAAGACGUGCAUUAG
Molecule: messenger RNA, 906 nt
Organism: Peronospora matthiolae
Lineage: Eukaryota; Oomycota; Peronosporomycetes; Peronosporales; Peronosporaceae
Source: the annotation of a GenBank genome assembly